UCAGGAGUGAGAUUCAUCUGUGCUGGACUUGAGAAUCCUCAAUGUAAAUUGGAGACACUGAGGCUGUCAGGCUGCAGCAUCACAGAGGAAGGCUGUGCUUCUCUUGCUUCAGCUCUGAGGUCAAACCCCUCCCACCUGAAGGAGCUGGACCUGAGUGGAAAUACUCCAGGAGUCUCUGGAGUAAAGCUGCUCUCUUCUGUACAAGAGGAUCCCCUCUAUACACUGGAGACACUGCGGUUAAAUGAUUGACAGCUCACAGAUUCAGUGAAGGAAUGGCCUCAACUCAAAAUCCUUGGUUGUGGGAGUGUGCUGCAGUUAAAUGCUUCUGGGACAGUUACAAAAUAAUUU
Oncorhynchus keta (chum salmon) is the source of this 348-nucleotide messenger RNA. Its product is annotated as ribonuclease inhibitor-like. NCBI's taxonomy places the organism in Eukaryota, Metazoa, Chordata, Actinopteri, Salmoniformes, Salmonidae. The annotation marks the transcript as partial. The record is from RefSeq and is a predicted model, not a curated record. The transcript has 3 exons. Gene Ontology annotation, molecular function: protein binding.